GGGAAUGAGGGUGGAGAGGAACAUCUGGGGCAGUUCUAGCCUUUCUUCAUUUUCUUUAACCACACCCACGGCCGCAUUUCUCCUCUCUGCGCUCCUACCUGUCCACGGGAGCCAAAUUUGUGCGUCAAAAGAUCGGCACGAAGUUGAACUGAGACGGAAUAAAGGGAAAAUAAAUAAGCCGGUGGUUCUUUUAGUGAGAUAUGGAUUAAACAUCUCAAAGUAAGUGAAGGUGAAAGGAGAAACAGUAACCAUAGAGAGAAUUUCAGACAACAGAUAUUUGACAACAAGUCAGCAACAUGGACUGGAAAACCUUCCAAGCCCUCCUCAGUGGAGUGAACAAAUACUCCACUGCAUUUGGACGGGUAUGGCUGUCGGUGGUGUUUGUGUUCAGGGUGAUGGUGUACGUGGUUGCAGCUGAACGGGUUUGGGGGGAUGAGCAGAAGGACUUUGACUGCAACACCAAGCAGCCUGGCUGUCCCAACGUCUGCUACGAUCACUUCUUCCCCAUCUCCCACAUCCGCCUGUGGGCCCUGCAGCUCAUCUUCGUCACCUGCCCUUCGUUCAUGGUGGUGAUGCAUGUGGCGUACCGCGAUGACCGCGAGCGAAAGCACAGGGCCAAAUUUGGUGAUGACAGCAAGCUAUACAACAACACUGGCAAAAAACAUGGUGGGUUGUGGUGGACCUACCUGGUCAGUCUUUUUGCAAAAACAGGUAUUGAGAUUGCCUUCCUCUACAUCCUUCACCACAUCUACGACAGCUUCUACCUACCGAGGCUCGUCAAGUGCGAGGUGAUACCCUGUCCCAACGUGGUUGAUUGUUAUAUCGGUCACCCAACAGAGAAGAAGGUCUUCACCUACUUCAUGGUUGGAGCUUCGGCCCUCUGCAUCGUCCUGAACAUAUGCGAGAUCAUCUAUCUCAUCUCCAAGAGAAUUGCACGGAUCAUAAAAAAGUGCAAAAGGCGCAAUCACAACAUUGUGCAUCAUGACGACUACACCAACGACAAUUUCCACAACUACAACAUGGCUUUGCCAAAGAGAGAUAUGGAUGAUAAGCCUCCAUCCUUCAGGAAUGUCUGCAAAUCACCACACCGGCUGGAUGUACUCUCAGAUCCAAAGAUACGGGCCUCUGCUCCCAACUUGACCCUAUCAUGGUCAUGAUGGAAGUCAGGCCACGGCUCAAGAGUUGAGAACUGCUUUGACUGGAUCCCAGGUCACAAACCUUAAAAAAAAAUUACAGAUGCAGACUUGUGAGCCAAAUUACAGAAUGUUUCAGAGCUGCGUCAUUGGUACUGGAUUCAUUGUGACUUUGUGUCUGCAUCUAAAACUCUCAAGGAAUUGUUUGAACUUCGGUCUCCAAGUCAACAUCCACAAUAUUUACAAGUCAACUGUUAAAUUUAAGUUUGAUUUGUAGGUGAUACAUGGCUGUCCUUUUGGAUAUAUCUCUGUGCCAUUUCAGCUCUUCUACUUUUUAAAAUAAGCCAGUGAAGGUUUUAUCAGCUAUACUUUUGAGUAGUGUUGGCAUGGAGAGGGAGGGAAAUAAGUGUCACAAAAGAAGCAAAGACACACCUGGUGGAAGUAUUCACCCUCCCUGCCAGUGUCUACAGUGGUGUGUCAGAAACUGAUGUCUUAAUCUACAGUUUAGCCAUUAAAAAGGGAUUUUUACAAUUUAAUUUACACUCAGAUUAUGGUUUUAGCUUCAUGAUUUCAUGUAAAUCCAGUGAAGAAAAGGACACCCUUCAUCAUGUGAAUGUAGAUGCUUCAGAGCUUGUAUAAAAGGUGUCCAGAAAUGAGCUUUUUUAUUCUCACAGACAAAGUCAAAAGUAUUUGUUUUGCAUUUCAUGUUUUUAAAAUCCUUGCUCUCUCUGUCAGGUUUGUGCUGCUUAGACUCCUUGUGUUUUGACAUGUUUGUGCACAACAUCACCCUAUCCAAGACCACUGUUGAUUCAAGUCAGCCUCAAAGGAAUACUGCUGUUUAAUUCUGUCUUUAGUGCUGAAUCAUGUUGGAUGAAAACUGGACAGACCUGGAUGCGGCUUGUGGAACUGUAACAGUCCAAUCUAGACGUCACCUGGAAAUGUCUUAAUUGCAGAUGCUGUUAAUACUUGUCCUUUUUGUAAAAGUGUAAACGUAUGAUGACAAUGUGUGUCUUUGCUGUUUUUGAAUUGAGAUUCAUUAUUAGAUACAAGCAAUUUCUUUAAGAGAAAACAUGCCAUAAAUAUAGAUUUUAAUUCUGCAUGUGGAUCCUGACAAUCUUCAUCUAAGGAGCUAGUCAUGUUUUAUGAUGAAUCCUGGCAUCGGCAUAAAUUUGUGCCAGACAUGCAUCUGAA
Messenger RNA from Xiphophorus hellerii (green swordtail), 2324 nucleotides. It is a transcript of the gene gjb3, whose product is annotated as gap junction protein beta 3. The record is from RefSeq and is a predicted model, not a curated record. The transcript has 2 exons. Gene Ontology annotation, biological process: cell-cell signaling. The coding region runs from base 297 to 1157 and encodes 286 amino acids. Gene Ontology annotation, cellular component: connexin complex. Gene Ontology annotation, molecular function: gap junction channel activity. Lineage: Eukaryota; Metazoa; Chordata; Actinopteri; Cyprinodontiformes; Poeciliidae.